AUGCUCGAUUGUUUCUGGGAGGUAAUCUCUGAUGAGCACGGAGUAGACCCAACAGGCUCUUACCACGGAGACUCCGACCUGCAACUAGAGCGCAUUAACGUCUACUACAGUGAGGCAAGCGGCGGAAAGUACGUACCAAGAUGUGUUUUGGUGGAUCUUGAACCCGGUACCAUGGAUAGCGUGCGUGCGGGACCCUUCGGACAGCUCUUUCGACCCGACAACUUCGUUUUCGGUCAGAGUGGUGCUGGAAACAACUGGGCCAAGGGCCACUACACUGAGGGUGCAGAACUGGUCGAGUCGGUUCUCGAUGUUAUUCGCAAAGAGUGCGAGUCCUGUGACUGUCUACAAGGCUUCCAGAUGUGCCAUAGUUUAGGCGGUGGCACAGGAUCCGGAAUGGGCACUCUCCUUAUCUCAAAGAUGAGGGAGGAAUUUCCAGAUCGCAUUAUGAACACCUUCUCCGUUAUGCCUUCUCCAAAGGUCUCAGAUACGGUGGUGGAGCCCUACAAUGCGACACUGUCGAUCCAUCAGUUGGUGGAAAAUACAGAUGAAACCUAUUGCAUUGACAACGAGGCUCUCUACGACAUCUGCUUCCGAACGCUGAAGCUGACGAACCCUACCUACGGGGAUUUGAAUCAUUUAGUGUCUGCGACCAUGUCAGGUGUCACCACAUGUUUGCGUUUUCCUGGUCAACUGAAUGCUGAUCUACGAAAGCUCGCUGUUAAUAUGGUUCCUUUCCCACGUCUGCACUUUUUCAUGCCUGGAUUUGCGCCACUGACUAGUCGUGGAAGUCAACAGUACCGUGUCCUCACGGUAGCCGAACUGACCCAACAAAUGUUUGAUGCGAAAAACAUGAUGGCGGCGUGUGAUCCCCGUCAUGGUCGCUACCUCACCGUUGCCGCUAUGUUCCGUGGCCGUAUGUCUAUGAAGGAAGUGGACGAUCAAAUGCUAAAUGCCCAGAAUAAGAACUCCUCUUACUUUGUUGAAUGGAUCCCAAAUAAUGUUAAGACUGCUGUUUGUGACAUUCCACCACGCGGACUCAAGAUGUCGGUGACCUUCGUAGGCAACACUACAGCUAUACAGGAAAUCUUCAAGCGUGUGAGUGAACAAUUCACUGUCAUGUUCAGAAGAAAGGCCUUCCUUCACUGGUACACUGGCGAAGGAAUGGACGAGAUGGAAUUCACUGAAGCAGAGUCGAAUAUGAACGAUCUUGUGAGUGAGUACCAACAGUACCAGGAGGCUGGAAUUGGAGAUGAGGAGGAAGAAGAUGAAGAUGGAGCCAUGGUUGAGGAUGUUGAUGCUUAA
Molecule: messenger RNA, 1302 nt
Organism: Hydatigera taeniaeformis
Lineage: Eukaryota; Metazoa; Platyhelminthes; Cestoda; Cyclophyllidea; Taeniidae
Source: the annotation of a GenBank genome assembly